This is a messenger RNA of Thyridium curvatum, 1890 nucleotides long. RefSeq lists its product as uncharacterized. The record is from RefSeq and is a predicted model, not a curated record. The coding region runs from base 1 to 1890 and encodes 629 amino acids. Gene Ontology annotation, molecular function: protein binding. Lineage: Eukaryota; Fungi; Ascomycota; Sordariomycetes; Thyridiales; Thyridiaceae. The transcript is spliced from 2 exons.
AUGCAUCGCCAUCAACACGUGCACCUGCACGGCGCACGACAGAACCCGUGGAGGGACGGCUGGGACUCGAUGACCAAGGCCGUCGGCGACGCCUUCCACCCAAAGAACCCGCCCCAGCCCCCGCAGCCCCAGGCGCCCUCGACGAAGACCGUCUACAUGACCAAGACCCCCGAGGGCUUCAAGGGCCAGCUGACGACGGUGCCGCCAGCCAAAGAGACGCCCAAGGCCCAAGCCCAGGCCCAGGUCGGCACGAGCUCCGCGUCCGACGCCAAGCCAACGACCAACAUCGCCGCCAAGGCCGUCGCCCAGUCCUCGAGCAGGGCGGGCGACACCCUCGCCACCGACGGCCCGCUGCCGCAGUCCAUCGUCCCCACGCAGAGCCCGACCAACGUCAGCGGCCAGCUCGCCGUCGACACCAACGCCCCCACGCAGACGCAGAGGCAGCAGGCCGGCACGCCGCUCAACCUGCCCGCCACGGCCACACCGUCCGCGGCCGCAUCGUCGGGCGGUAGCGACAGCACGGCCGCGAAAGCGGGCAUCGCGCUCGGGGUCCUCGGCGGCAUCGCCUUCAUCAUCCUCGCCGUCUUCUUCGUCUUCAAGAAGCGCCGCUCGAGCAUGGACAAGAGGCGCGCCGCCGACGACGAGAAGCUCAACGGCGGCCACGGGCCCUUUGGCGACCAGCACGCGAUCCCGGACGGCGCCGCCGCCGCCGCCGCAGGGGGGUCGUACCCGGACCGGCGCGCCAGCCGCGGCGCCAACAUCGCCAUGGUGCAGAGCCCCGGCAUGAGCAACCGCGGCGGCGGCGCGAGCGCGUGGGAGCGCCGCCCCUCCGAGUCGGCCGACCCGGCCAACCCCUUCGGCGACAGCGCCGAGCGCCUCCACACGCCGACCGCGGCCCGCCAGAACGCGGCGCUGCCGCCCGUGCCCACCGAGUCGACCACCGCCGCCUCGCCCACGUCGCCCAUCGGCACCGCCAUGGCCGGCGUCGUGGCCGGCGCGGCUGCGGGAGCCGCGGCGGGCGGCAUGAAGCGCAAGGCCUCGAUCCGCAAGGACGCGCCCAAGGCGCUCGACCUCACGCUGCCGCCCACCCUGUCCGCCGUGCCGCCGUCGCCCGCCGGCACCGAGUUCAGCAUGACCAUGGUCUCGCCCGACCAGCCCGCCGCGCCCUCGGCCAGUGCCGCCGCCAUCGCCGCCGCGGGCGGCCCGCCCUCCUCGACGGUGCACCGCGUGCAGCUCGACUUCAAGGCCACGCUCGAGGACGAGAUGGACCUCAAGGCCGGCCAGCUGAUUCGCCUGCUGCACGAGUACGACGAUGGAUGGGCGCUGUGCAUCCGCCUCGACCGCUCCCAGCAGGGCGUCGUCCCCAGGACGUGCCUGUCCACCCGCCCCGUCAAGCCGCGCCCGCACGGUCCCGGCCCCCGCCCCGGCCCGCCCGUCAACCCCCAGCGCGGCCCGGGCCCCAACUACCCUCCCCCCGGCCAGCGGCCCAUGACGCCCCAGGGCGGUGGUCCCGGCUACCCGCGUCCCCAGUCCCCCGCCGGUCGCCCAGGCCACCAGCCGCCGCAGCACCCGCCCCCGCAGUCUCCCUACGGGCCCGGGCCCGGCGGCCCUCGCUCGCAGAGCCCCGGCCCCCGCGCGCAGUCUCCCGGCCCCAGGUACCACCACCAGCAGCAAGGGCGGCCCCAGAGCCCCGGCCCCAGGGCGCAGAGCCCCGGCCCGCGGUACCAGCAGCAGCAGCAGGGCCGGCCGCAGAGCCCCAUGGGCAACCGGCGGCACAGCCCGCCUUCCCACCACGGGCCCAGCCCGAUGAACCAGGAGUACCGGCCCGGUCCGCCCGCCGCGUCAGGGAGUCCCAUUGAGCGGCGGCCGGUGCCUGGGCAGGCGUAUUAA